CAAGGCGUACUAAACGCCUCACGCCAUGGCCAGACGCAUCGUGGUUUCCCGAUUUCCUCCUCCAUGUCUCGCCUCAUCGUGUUGGUGCUGCUUUGCUCUCCCGAGGGCGGAGUCCUUGCCCUGCGGUCAGAUGACAGGCAAAAGAACCUGACACAGGAUUCGCCGGACCCGCUGUGGGAAGAUCCGCUCUCCUGGGGGCAUCCCCAAGUGGAGAAGACGCAAAGCCACCAAGCCAGCGCUGUUGGCGCGCGGGCGCAAGCCCGCAUCCACGUCGAGCAGGUGGACUCUGAGAAGCCGAGUGCCAAGGAGAUUCUGUUGGCCGUCGGCGGCGGCACCGGUGCGGGCGCCGGCACCGGCAAGCCCGAGAUGGACCGGGACAUCAUCCGCCGCCGCCGGGGCCAAGGUAUGCGGUAUCAGGACAAGCUGGUGCUGGGGCUGAUGGUGGCCGCCUACUUCAUUGCCUUGCUUUUCACUGCCAGCCUUGCCUACCGUCAGGCCACGAACAACUCUCCAGUGCGGUUCUAUGCAGAUCCUCGUGUGGAAGCACUGAUGAUCGACAGUAGCGACCUGGACGACUUCAUUUGGACCUUCAUACAGCCUCCCAAGACAGUGCAAUUGUGCGUGCAAGGUUUGAUGCCCUUGCCGGCUCUUUUGGCACAUUUGGCCGAAAACGUCGUGGAAUGGCAGGGAGGCUACUAUCGACACAUUUUCUCCUUCAGCUUGGAUCUCACACCAUUCCUGGUGCAUGCAGAACCUCAGGACAGAUCCACCACAUCGGCUGAGUCCGACUCCGUGGCUGGUGGUAUCAGUGAGGACGAAAUCAAGCUGCUGAGGCGGUUUCUUCAAGAGAACACCAACGAGCUCGCCACAGUGAAAUUGAUGAAAGAAGUACACUGGGACUGCUGGGAGGAGCUGGCGACCAACAUCAAGCAAAAGAUCCGACAGCGAGGCUUUGAGGGCCUGAUCCAUGUCUGUUGGACGAACACUGAGACCCUGACGGUCUAUCAAAAUAAUUCCUGGGCCAACUUCCUGCACAUGAGCGUGACACGAGUUUUGCUUGGCUUGAGCGUUUUUGGCUAUUUGUGGUAUCUGCCCUACAUGUGGUGGCGCCAGAAGGGGCCUCAAUUGCAUCCACAGUUUCGUGUGAACAUGGACAUUGCGGAGUACUGGCAACUGAUCGGCGACAAGAUCAGCGAGAGGGGUUUCGAUCAAUAGGCCCAGUCACACCGGCUUUGGCCAGCGAGCUGCGAGCCGCUCGCGCGCAGCAGUUCCAGUGGCCUGUGAAAAUGCUCGAGCGAG
Molecule: messenger RNA, 1299 nt
Organism: Durusdinium trenchii
Lineage: Eukaryota; Dinophyceae; Suessiales; Symbiodiniaceae
Source: the annotation of a GenBank genome assembly